Molecule: messenger RNA, 4428 nt
Organism: Aquila chrysaetos chrysaetos
Lineage: Eukaryota; Metazoa; Chordata; Aves; Accipitriformes; Accipitridae
Gene: POLD3
Product: DNA polymerase delta 3, accessory subunit
Exons: 11
Coding region: 133-1491 (452 amino acids)
Biological process (GO): nucleotide-excision repair, DNA gap filling; DNA strand elongation involved in DNA replication; DNA replication
Cellular component (GO): nucleus; delta DNA polymerase complex
Molecular function (GO): DNA-directed DNA polymerase activity
Source: RefSeq, a predicted model, not a curated record
CGCCGUCGCCCCCGCCCGCGUGUCGGCGGGUUGCCAUGGCGGCGGGCAGGCGGCCGCGGCCCUGAGCUGCGCGGGAACCCUCCCGCCCGCGGCCUAGCCGGCCCGGCCCUAUCCGCUCCACCCCGCCCCGCCAUGGAGGACGAGCUCUACCUCGAGAACAUCGACGAGUUCGUCACCGAUCAGAACCGCAUCGUAACAUACAAAUGGCUAAGCUACACUCUGGGAGUUCACGUCAACCAGGCUAAACAGAUGCUGUAUGAUUAUGUAGAAAGGAAACGAAAGGAGAAUUCAGGAGCUCAGCUUCAUGUCACCUACUUAGUUGCAGGAAACCUCAUCCAGAAUGGACACAUUUGCCACAAGGUUGCAGUAGUGAGAGAGGAUAAACUUGAAGCAAUGAAGUCUAAACUAGCCACGAUUGCGAGCGUGCAUGUCUACAGCAUUCAGAAAGCCUUGCUCAAGGACAGCGGGCCACUCUACAACACAGACUAUGAUAUUGUCAAAACAAACCUGCACAACUGCAGCAAGUUUAGUGCCAUUCACUGUGCCGCUGCAGUCCCUAGGACGUCGGCUGAAGUUUCUCAAGUGCAGACGUCUGUACAGGCUGGUUCCCAGACACCAAGUGACACGAAUGCUGUCAGCGUACCUGUGGUCAACGGCCACGGUCCAUCGACCACAAAACAGACCGCGCAGCAGCCCAAAGGGAUCAUGGGAAUGUUUGCAGCAAAAGCGGCUUCCAAACCCCAGGACACAAAUAAAGAAACUAAAGCAGAGGCUAAGGAGGCCCCAGGCGUGUCUGCAGUAAGCAGCAAACCACCAGCAAAGGGCAACAUAAUGAACAACUUCUUUGGAAAAGCUGCCAUGAAUAAACUCAAAGUCAACUCUGUGCCUGAGCAGCCAAAGGAGGAGAAAGAAGUAGUCAAGCCUUCAGUUCCUGUAGCAGAACCAGAGUCAUCCCCUAAUACUGUAGCAGAGAAACCUGGGAAGAAAACAGAGUCUGCUAGAAUUCAGCAAAAGGACAAAAAAAGUAAAAUGAAGAGGGUGGACAAGUCGGAUAAUGAGGAAGAAAGAAUUCCUGAAAAUCUAAAGAAAAAGAGGAAGCGAAUCAAACAACUUCAGUCUGACAGCAGUGACGAGGAAGCUAAUGGCUAUCCAAACCACCCUGAUGAGGUCUGCAUUCAGUCAUUUGGUUCUGCUGCUUGCCCUUCUAAAUCCAACCGGAUGAAAGAAGAUAGAUUUGAAUUCUUUGAAAUAUUCAUACUGAAUCCAAACUGCAGCUGGACUUUGAGAGUGUUUACCCUUGGAAAGGUUGGAAACAGGUUUCUCCAGAGAGCAGGGGCAAUUUUAAUCAGCAGCAUCAGUGAGCAAAAUGGGGCCUGGAGUGACAUUGUUCUACGCUGCAUCCCUCUGGGAGCAGGGAGGAAGGCACCAUAUGCUGCACAGCAUUUGGAAAUCGCUGCCGGACAGGGCACGGUUCAUCCACCACCUGUGUAAUUCACCCACAGAUGAUUGUGUGGUAAGUUUUAAAUAUGCAAAAUGCAAUAUGGGAAGCUGCACCACCAGAGCAGAUACCAAAGGCUAACAGUCUAGCUGCUGCUUAUGCUAACACGCCACGCUAACCUGUCUGACCUCCGCUCGAAGCAAACGAGGAGGUGCUUGCACAGGCUGCUCCAUGCGGCUCGAGGAGGCACGGCCUCUGGCAGGGGCGCUAACCUUUCCUGCGGGUGCAGCUGCAGAUAAAAGGGGACGCUUGUCCGCAGCCAUUGCUGUGAUUGAAUGGCGUUCAGACAGGGCUCCACCUGUGUAACUGCUAGUAAAACCACUGCCCCUUUUCAGGCAGACUUAGCGACAGUUUGUGGGUUUGAAACUGGGUCCAUACAACUGAUGCGAAGCGCUGUAUGGGUGCUUUUAUGUCAGGGCAAGUCUUUCGCGUUGUUCUAUAUUAGUCUGUUCUUAAUGUACUGAAAUUAGCCCAAAAUAAGCUCUUCUUACACGAGUGUCAGCACAUUGUACCAAGUUGAAAAUACAGAGAGGGCAUAAGGCACAAUCCUCUCCAUUUAAAUGAUUUUUCAUUAAAAAGUUAUAUUGGUAUGAGGGUGCCUUAGUCACUGCAGGUUGUUUUGCUUCCAGUGCCAGAAUAAACUACACAAGUGUGUCCACAGAGGACAGGAGGUUUUGGCAGCUUCAGCUAUACCAACACAGGCAGCGUUUCGCUGUGUUGACAAGUGUUUUACAGCCACUUUGGAGGGUGAUUUCAGUGGCACUGUAACCUACAAACUCUAUCGGUUUCGGAGAGCCGCAGCAGAAGCACUAAAGCUUCUCACAGUUUUUCCAGGCAGGGUCAGAGCAAACUGAACAAAGCCAGGAUUUACAUCUUUGGUACAUCCAAUUGCCCAACUUGUAUCCAUUUCAUGCAGCUGUUGCUGUUGAGUAAACUGUGGGCAGCAGCUAGAGGUUGACUCAGGAGUUAUCACAUGUCAGAGGGCUGUGUUGGCUAGAAGAGGAUAAUAAAGUAAUAGAGACGCAGCUUGAUGGUAGUCCGAAACACUGACGUGGGGAGAAGGUGCCUUCUGCCUGCCAAAAACUGGGAGAACUUGUUUGAAGGAGGCUGAAAAAAAGCCCAAAUUUCCCCCAAGCAAGCAUAGUGGAGUUGACACGCUGAAAAUACCUUCAGCAGCCUCUGCUCAAGCACGGCAGAGGUGGUAGUUUUUCAUCAGGCUGGUUUUCAGCCCUCUUAGCCUAUGCUCUCUUAAAAAUAUUUCCAAAUUGAUGUAGCCAGCCUGGGUUGUCUGUGAAGCAGGUUCGGUGCUGUGCAGUAUAUGGGCGCUUCAGCCUGCAGUUGCUGUGAGACUAUGAUAAAUAUUGAGAAUUUUGAGUUCCCUGCAGCUCCUCGGCUGUGGUCCUGGCUGCCCCAGCAGUUAGCACCUUAGAGCAGAUCUGUUGUUUGGUUUUAUCUUUGCACAGCUGCCAGACCCAGCUCUUUGGAGCAAGGUGAAAUACCGAGUCAUGUUAUCCCACUCUGUUUGCAUUUCUGUGCCUCGCUUACUGAAGUAGUUAGGAGGCUGAGUCCUUGUUUGAAGAAUGUAAUUUAUUAUUUAGCCUUGGCAGCCAACCACUGUUUCACUUGAGCCCUUCUUAACCUAUGAAGGUCAGUUGGCCAUAUGCCUGGCACAGUCAUAACUCUUAACACUGACCUAAUCGGUUGGGACAGCUACAGAUCCAGAAUUCGUGUUACAACGACAGCAUGAAUGCAGUGCUACAGCCAGCAGAGCCGGGAGGAGAAGCCAAGCAGGCUCUCUGUCCUCCCGUCCUGCGGCAUCGUUGUUGUUAUUAAGCAAUAGGUCAGAUGAGGAGUUUCUUCCCCCCACGUUCCUAGCCCUCCCCCACAUUUGAGGACUUGCAUGGCAGCGUUUCUCACUUGGAUUUGGAGAGGAUUCCUUAAAGCCGUUUAAAUUAGUCACGGUGCCUGCUGCGUGGUGCAAGGUGCUGCUCCUUCCCCUCUUGCCCUGCACUGAUUUUUCUUCACCGUCACGGCUCUGUCCCUCUGCCAGCCCCACAGAAGAGUGACCCUGGCUUUCUCAUUUGUCUGUAAGCCCUGCUAGUCUCACUAAAGCCCUGUUUGACACUGCUGGUAGAGGCUCCAGAGCUGGUUUUGCUCUGUACAAAUUUGUGAAGGUGACCUUGACCAUUUCAGUCGGGUCGGGUAUUAAAAGGAUUCCACUCUCUGUCCUUGCAGCUGGAGGACAGUGUAGAUGAUGGCAGAUGAGAGAAUGGGCUUAGUUUUUUGGGGUCGUUUGGGGUUUUUUUUUGUUUUACAAAUGAAAGGUUGGGGUGUCCCUUAACAAUCUUUUAGGAUGGGUAAUAGUAUAUUGCACUUAAUUCGUGGAUUAAGGUAGUUCCAAGCUAAUGGCAUGGAUUGUUUGGGAUGCGUAGCACCACCUGUGAAGCAGUAACUGUUUUACGAAUGGGGGAGAGGUAGAGAAACUAAGGUCAUCCAGUGAUUUGGGAAUGCAUAGUCUUAAACCCUGACUCUUUCAAUUUCUAAACAAAUUACAGUCCCUCUUUUUAAUGAGCAAGUGAAAUAUAUGGUUAAAACAUACCAGGUUUUGUGCCUGUUUUUAAAGUUUCAUUUGGUGGAACUGAUAUUUGGUUUACCAAAAAUCUGAAAUGCACUUUUCCCAUCCUAUCCCACCCUCCACCCUCCUUCCUUUGGGAACUGCAAUGCAUAGCACCUUAGCACAGGACAAGCCGUCUGGCUGGAGGCCGACUGCUUUGGAUGAUUUGUCCUGACUUGAAUUAAACAAAUCUGAGUGAGAACUUGUAAACCUUGAUCUGAAUACAGGUUACAAGCAAUUGCUCAGAGUUAAAUGAAGUGAUCUGAGACAAAAGGGUAGCUGCAAGGGGGCAUUAGACCCACGUACUAUCAAGAUG